Messenger RNA from Camelus dromedarius (Arabian camel), 2796 nucleotides. It is a transcript of the gene LRRC51, whose product is annotated as leucine rich repeat containing 51. The record is from RefSeq and is a predicted model, not a curated record. Lineage: Eukaryota; Metazoa; Chordata; Mammalia; Artiodactyla; Camelidae. Gene Ontology annotation, molecular function: protein binding. The transcript has 6 exons. The coding region runs from base 296 to 826 and encodes 176 amino acids.
CGGCCUCGGGGCCCCGUCCCUGACGAGCUACAGCUCCCGGUAGGCAUCGCGGCAGCGCCUCCAGCGCUCAAACCAGACGUGGUGGCAAAGGUAGUUACCAUGGAGUUGUCCCUAAGAUAGCUGGGACGCCGAGGCUGGAGGGGAAGCAACUGCGGGGGGUAUUUCCAUUUUAACAGGGAAAAAUCCCUGAACUCAAAGGAAUGAAUCCCUAAUGGUGGAGUUUCAGGCAUCAGUGACAGGCUGAACCCGGAUUCCCAGGGCCCAUGCUUACACCUGAGAAAUGAUGGCCUGAGCUAUGAACAAAUGCAACUAUAUGAACACUUCAGUGCAAGAGCCCCCACUUGACUACUCCUUCCGAAGCAUCCAUGUGACCCAAGAUCUGUUAAGCGAGGAGCCAAGGACAGGGCUACGACCACUAAGGCACUCAAAAUCGGGGAAGCCAAUGACCCAGUCCCUGUGGCUGAAUAAUAAUGUCCUCAAUGACCUGAGAGACUUCAACCAUGUGGUUUCACAGCUGUUGGAGCAUCCGGAGAACCUGGCCUGGAUCGACCUGUCCUUCAACGACUUGACUUGCAUUGACCCUAUCCUGACAACUUUCUUCAACCUCAGUGUCCUCUAUCUCCAUGGCAACAGCAUCCAGCACCUUGGAGAGGUGAACAAGCUGGCUGUCCUCCCUCGGCUCCGGAGCCUGACACUCCAUGGGAACCCCAUAGAGGAAGAGAAGGGGUACAGGGAAUAUCCCAAGUGCCCAACUAUGGAGUGCCAGAUCUACGAUUCAGUUCCUGACUGCCCUUGGGAGCUGAGACAAGUUGGUCAUCUAGGAUGAACUGGAACCAAACAGUCCUAGAGGCCCUAACAUGAUGGACAGAGACACAGAGCAGGUAUUCAGUAACAGCCCUGGAGCUUCAGAAAACAGCCCAGCACUCAGUGAAGAAAGGAUAUUAGAGGCUAGAAGCCAGAGGAGGUGUAAAAUACCAUAGGGGUGGGGGUAUAGCUCAGUGGUAGAGCAGGUGCUUAGCAUGCAUGAGGUCCUGGGUUCAAUUCCCAGUACCUCCAUUAAAAAAUUUUUUUUAAUAAAUAAAAUGAAAUAAGUAUUUGAAAAAUGCAAACACAGAGGGGGUGGAAAAUAUCAAAACAGUGGGGCUGAAGAGAAACUGAUGCAAGAGUCCAAGAAUGGCCCUCCUGAUCCCUAGGACCAGACCCUCCACAGCAAGGGUGUCUGCUCCCAGGAUGGAGAGGUCCUGAGGACAGACAGGGCCCCAGACCCCCAAGGGCAAGCAAGUCCAACCUCUCAAUGGCCAUUCCUCAUAUUAUCUCAGGACAGGAGUUACAGCCCUAGGCUCUGGGUCCUACAGUCCAAGUGUCCCUUUUUGAGGGCGUGUCCCUUCUGCUCUCAGGUGUCCACUCUCCUCUCCUCCAAUGCUCUCUUUGUGUGGGACUCCCAGAACCAAACUCAGUGCACCUGCUGUAUCCUGACUGAACAGUGGAGUUGUUCCCUCCCUUGCCAAGCCCUUGUGAAUGGAGCUUCAUUAAUUUUCAGCAGCCCUAUUCCUGUGAGCCUAUGCUGAUCCUCACAACCCCCAGAACUGACCUGGGGCCAAACCAAGUCUCCCCGGUCCUAUAUAAUUCUAUGUGUAUUUCUCCUCAUCCUGUUUUAGUCCCUUGUUCUAAUCUACAGCAAUCUUUCUGAACUCACCCCUGCCUUGAACCCAUCAGCUGCAAAUCCCUGCUGGCUUUGUGUCAGCUGCAAAUUGGAUAAGCAGAUGUGCUGGAUAUCUAUCUAAGUCAUAAAGAACAAGGGUAUCCAGUACAAAGCCAAGGACAAGGGGCCCAUCCUGGCUAAGGCUGACUCACCUGCCCUCAGUGCCAGACCACCAGGCUCCCCAAUGCUCCAUUUCAUGCCUAUCUCAGUUCCUACCGGAGACUUUUCACACUUGCAGGCUCCCAGCUUCCCUGCCCACAACUCCACAAUUCUCCUUACAGAGGGCUACUUCCUCCUACCCCGCCUGCCCCGCCCUAGGCAGGCCCAGCCUUUUUACAGUACUCUUCUUCGAGUCUCAAGUCUCAAGUCUCCGUUGUCCGUGUCCUCAGUUCCCAACAGGAGACAGAAGCUGUGGGCUUCUGCCCUAUAAACUCCCAACUCCUAGACACCUCCUGUCCUCCCUAAAACACAGGCUAAGUAUUAAAAGGCUAGAAAGACAAAAUUCUUGCCAAAGACUAAACUAUCUCUAAGGAAAGCUGGCUCCAUAAUGAAGCCCAAGUUUGCUUCCUGUAUGUGCAUCCCCCAGCCCCACUUCAGACAGAUCCUGCUGCAGGACAGGACAGUUUCUCCCCUAUCAGGGCUUCUGCAAGAACAAGGCUGUUUUCCUGAGACCUAGACUCCUGGAAGAAGUCAUGCUACCACAUCAGAGUGGACAGAUAACAUCACCCCACUCCCAAGAAGGUGAGUGGAGCAUGGAGGAGGUUUUUUCACACCAAGGUUUGUCGCUGAGUCAAUGUCAACCUGGAAGUCAAGAGUUUCACUGUCUACCCUAAUGCAGACACAUAAAUGGCCUGCCUGUGACUAGCCACCCGGUCUGUGGGCACAGCUUGAAGAGACAGCUUGGCCCAAUGGAUACAGACAUGACUUAGCAUCAACACAUCUUGGCUGUGGCACUUUUCAGCUUUGUAACCUUGGCCAAAUCACAGCCUCUCUGAACUUUUAUUUAUCUUUAAAUAGACAUUCCUGGUACCUAUAUGACAUAUGUUUGGCUGGAGUCAAGUGAGCUAUCUGUAAAAGGCCUUUGAAAACUGUAA